Malurus melanocephalus (red-backed fairy wren) is the source of this 3302-nucleotide messenger RNA. RefSeq names its product carbohydrate sulfotransferase 11 (gene CHST11). The record is from RefSeq and is a predicted model, not a curated record. Gene Ontology annotation, cellular component: membrane. The transcript is spliced from 3 exons. The coding region runs from base 81 to 1133 and encodes 350 amino acids. Gene Ontology annotation, biological process: carbohydrate biosynthetic process; proteoglycan biosynthetic process. Lineage: Eukaryota; Metazoa; Chordata; Aves; Passeriformes; Maluridae. Gene Ontology annotation, molecular function: sulfotransferase activity.
GGCGCGGGGCGGGCGCGGAGCGGCUCCAAGCGCCAGCCCUGCGCGCUCCGCCGCCCUUCUCUGCGCCGCCGGACAACGCCAUGAAGCCGGCGGUGCUGGAAGUAAUGAGGAUGAACCGGGUCUGCAGGAUGGUCCUGGUCACUUCCGUGGGCUCCUUCAUCCUCGUCAUCUUCUAUUUCCAAAGUAUGUUGCACCCAGUAAUGCGUAGAAAUCCAUUCGGGAUGGACAUUUGCUGUCGGAAAGGAUCCAGAAGCCCACUCCAGGAAUUGUACAAUCCCACCCAGUUGUCCAACACGGCCAUCCUUCAUCAGAUCAGACGAGACCAAGUGACCGACACGUGCCGAGCCAACAGCGUGUCCAGCAGGAAGCGCCGCGUGCUGACCCCCAACGAUCUCAAGCACCUGGUGGUGGAUGAAGACCACGAGAUGAUCUAUUGCUACGUCCCCAAAGUGGCCUGCACCAACUGGAAGAGAGUCAUGAUGGUUUUGACGGGAAGAGGCAAAUACAGCGACCCCAUGGAAAUCCCGGCCAACGAAGCGCACGUGUCUUCGAACCUGAAGACCCUCAACCAGUACAGCAUCCCAGAGAUCAACCACCGCUUGAAAAACUACAUGAAGUUCCUGUUUGUCCGCGAGCCUUUCGAGAGGCUGGUGUCAGCCUACAGGAACAAGUUCACCCAGAAGUACAACACUUCCUUCCACAAGCGCUACGGCACCAAAAUCGUGCGGCGCCAGCGGAAAAACGCGACGCAGGAAGCGCUGCGSAAAGGCGACGACGUGAAAUUCGAAGAGUUUGUGGCGUAUCUCAUCGACCCGCACACCCAGAGAGAGGAGCCCUUCAACGAGCACUGGCAGACUGUGUACUCCCUCUGCCACCCCUGCCACAUCCACUACGACCUCAUAGGAAAGUACGAAACGCUCGAAGAGGAUUCCAAUUACGUUCUCCAGCUGGCGGGAGUUGGCAACUACCUGAGAUUCCCCACCUAUGCAAAGUCUACGAGAACUACUGAUGAAAUGACCACAGAGUUCUUCCAGAACAUCAGCUCCUUGCACCAAACGCAGCUCUACGAAGUCUACAAACUUGAUUUUUUAAUGUUUAAUUACUCAGUGCCAAGCUACCUGAAAUUGGAAUGAGGGAUGGGUUGGGGGGAAAGAGGGGAGAGAAAGCCUGUUUUAUUUAAGAUUUUUAUUUGUCAUAAUAAAUAUGGAGAAUGGGUUAUUUUGUAAAUUAAUAUUUUCUUUUUUUUGAAUGAUGCUGCGAGCAGCACAGUCAAAAUUAUUUAAAUCAACUGUAAGAAAGGACAGCUCUCUUUGCAGGGUAACGGGAUUGUGACGAUCUAGCUGUAGAAAUGGAUAAUACUGCUACACUGUUUAAACAAAUGUUAAUUGUGUUCUGUGACUUUCAUUGAUUCUUGCAUUCCUCCAAUUCUAAUUAAUGUUAUUUAUACUUAUUUAAAACAUUGUCUCUUGGUAGGUUUCACUUCAGCAGCAGAGAUAAGAUAACAUGUGGACAAAAGGAGUCUGGUUUUGUGCUUUCCUCGACUGAGUUUGUUCUGGGUAAUAAUAUUCUUCCAUUAGCCAUUGAUGCAGGUAAAUCUGGGAAUGGGUCUGGAUACCACACACUUUGAGAAAAGUUCUUUAGAAAGUGGUGUUGCACUCAGUACUAGUACAAAAUCUAUCUUUCUAGGCCUGAAAAGGAAAAGUAAAAGAGAUUUGGAGAGAUUCAUGACAUGUAAAACCCAUGACUGAAAGAAAUGUGAAUGUAUUCCUUAGGAAGAGAAACCAUGAACGUUUUAUAAGUCUUAAUGAAUUUAUGAAGAGUAUGACCAGUCCCCUUGUCUCUCAGUUUGAAGCCUGCCAGCCCAAAUCAAUUGGGGAUGGUCCAACAGAAAAAAAAAAAAAAAAAAUCAGCAUUUGGAAAGUGACUGGAAGAGAUUUUUGAAUGCCCAAAGCGAUCGGCAUUGACUUAAUUCAUAUCCAGGAUGGGGCUGCAGGGACCUCCAUCCUCUUCAAGUYGUGCCUCCCUGAUCAAUCUUAAAACUGAUCAAACUUGGGCAACCCCAAGUGGCUGUGGAGACAUCGGUCACGACACGUUGCUAUAAACSAUCUGGGCAUGUCAUUAAAAAAAUCAAAAAGUCAUCAUGUUGAUUCUCUAAGCAUGCAUGGCAAUAAAAAGGGUCUCAUCUUCCCACGUGCUGGUUUCAUGGCUCUUUCCUAGGGUGGAGAAGCAGCCUUCUUUUUUAGUUGAUGCCUACAUGAAGGGGAUUUUUUUAAGUUCCAGUGGGUUAGAAAUUCAUCGAAGUCAGCUCUAGUGAAAGCCCAUGAGCUUUUUUUUCUCAAGGGGAGUAUCUCAGUAGCAGUUGUUUUGUGUUUAGCAGCUUUUGGGGAUGGCAGAUUGUUUUGGGGAAGGAAACKGUAAUUUAUACACAGCAGAUAAAGWAUGAAAARUGGGAUUUCAGUGAGGAUUUGUUAGCUAGCUAGUGGGAGCAGAAGUUUUUGCACAUUUUUGCUUCAGUCAGAGGCAGGUGAGGUGUUUGGCCUGGGGAAUGCUCUGCAGCCACCUCAGCUGAUGGGCUAAAUUGAAGCACUUGUGAAAAUCUAAAGAUCUGUUUUAAAGCUGAUAGAUGGUUAAAAAUGGGGGGUUUAAAUUGCCUGCGUGUCAAUCUUCUUCUCAAAACCAACCCUGUCAAAAAUUACUGAUGAUUUAAAUAAAUUCAGCUGAAGGCAGAGCUGUUCUAACAAUAUCAGAGUCAGAUCCUGAAAAAUGUCGUAUUGUACAGUAGCCAGUAAUAUCCACUGAAUUAUAUUCGUUUCCAGGACACAGAUGUGAUUAAAGAAGAAAAAUAGUUCRCAUUUUAUUUGAUAAAAGUAACUUGCUGAAUAAAUCUCAUUGAAAAACAAAAUUAACGUAACAAGCAGCAGCUGAAGUCUUUUCACAAUUGGAUUUGGUCUUUAGGCAGAAUUCAGGUCAUUGUUUUUUCUAUCACACCAUACAAAUAAAUCCCUCAUCCAUUCUGGAACAGCCACAGUUUCCAUAACCCAGUCCCUAUUUCCCCAGCAAAGGGCUGGCUGUGUCUGACCCCUCCCAAUUCCUGAUCCAUUCCCAGUUUGAUGUUUGUAUGUUUGGUUAAAAAACAAACUGUCUGAGGCAAAUUCCCCUUCUCCUCCCCAAAAACUUCCUACAAGCUCUUUGUGUGCCAGUUUGCUCUUCCAUCCCACAGCUCUCAUAUUUUGGUCCAGUUUUCUCCUCAGUUAGCUGUUAAUCCCUUCCAACAGAAUGUGAUGAGUUUGGUUUUGUUUUUU